Molecule: messenger RNA, 1452 nt
Organism: Pteronotus mesoamericanus
Lineage: Eukaryota; Metazoa; Chordata; Mammalia; Chiroptera; Mormoopidae
Gene: FAM32A
Product: family with sequence similarity 32 member A
Exons: 4
Coding region: 51-389 (112 amino acids)
Cellular component (GO): nucleolus
Source: RefSeq, a predicted model, not a curated record
UUCUAAAGCCGGAAGUUUGGUAGUUUACCUCUGAACUGCGGACAGGCGCCAUGGCGGCCUACGAGCAGGUCCAAAAGGGGCCUUUGAAGCUGAAAGGCGUCGCAGAGCUUGGCGUGACCAAGCGGAAGAAGAAAAAGAAGGACAAAGACAAGGCGAAACUCCUGGAAGCCAUGGGAACGAGCAAAAAGAACGAGGAGGAGAAGCGGCGCGGCCUGGACAAGCGGACCCCGGCCCAGGCGGCUUUCGAGAAGAUGCAGGAGAAGCGGCAAAUGGAAAGGAUCCUGAAGAAAGCCUCCAAAACUCACAAGCAAAGAGUAGAGGACUUCAAUAGACACCUGGAUACACUCACGGAGCACUAUGACAUUCCCAAAGUCAGCUGGACGAAGUAGCUUCCCUGCCCCGGUAUGGAGUGGCACCGAGGGGAAACAGAAGGCCAACUUGGGAUUAUGUUUGGUGCCUUUGGUAUUUUCUGGAAACAUUCUUUUACAUACACCUUUGCAUCUUCUGCUGAGACUGUACUUCAUCAGAGCAGUGUGCCCUCAUUCUGGAACUUGAUUAAAUUAAGACUCUUUCACUCUAUUUUAGUUUCUCAUUAGCACACUGAAGAUUAACCUUUUUAGUUUGGACUGGAAAUUACUGAGAGUUUAUCCAGAGGUUAAGGUUAUUGCUGUGUAAGGGCCAUGGAAGUGUUUUUACACCCAAGUUGCAUCAAAUUCAUUUUGACAGGCAGCCAUCUACCCUUGCCUGGGUGAAACUGACUCCAGAAGAGAAGCUGCAACAGGCAGACCCCUGUGGGGCCCUGCAUGGGCUGCCUUUCACGCUUCUGUAGCUUGGGGCUUAUGCUGUUCCAUCCAGAGCCUGGGGAAGCCACUUGCAGUUUUGUGGCCUUCAGACUGCCUCCUCAGCCACCUGGCCAGGGAGAAUAACCACCCAAGGCAAGGAUGGGACAAACACCUUGCCCCUUUGUGAGCCGAGCUGGUGACUGGCAUGCAGCCUGUUCCCCCAGUAUCCCCAUUCCAACAUGUCAAGUGGGUGCUGCCAUGGCAGGUAUUGCCAGUCAAAUACUGUGUUCUUUGUAAUGGGACCCAGAUACCACCUGCCCCACUACUCUCGCCCCUGGGCUCCUAGCAGACCCAGAGUUUAUUCAGAGUUGGCACAUACAUGGAAAUCUGUUUGGAACUUCUGGCCUAAAGACUCCUCAGCAUGAUGGGACAGGGACAGAGCCCCUGCAUAGACACAGGUGCAGCCCAAGGGGAGGGCCCAGGUUCCAGUGCUGGAGAGCCAGGGUCUUUUGAGGGCCUGCUUGUCCCUGCCACAUGAGGGUCAGAGUGGGAGAAAAAGCCUUUGUUGACAUAGAUCUGGAAAAAAGAAUUCAGAAGAGAAGCCUAAGUGUUGGAUUUGUGGCUGUCAUAUAUGAGCUGCAAAAUAAAGCAAACCAUUUGUUAAACAUAA